This is a messenger RNA of Sclerotinia sclerotiorum 1980 UF-70, 1032 nucleotides long. RefSeq lists its product as hypothetical. The transcript has a single exon. Gene Ontology annotation, biological process: iron-sulfur cluster assembly. The record is from RefSeq and is a predicted model, not a curated record. The coding region runs from base 1 to 1032 and encodes 343 amino acids. Lineage: Eukaryota; Fungi; Ascomycota; Leotiomycetes; Helotiales; Sclerotiniaceae. Gene Ontology annotation, cellular component: cytosol. Gene Ontology annotation, molecular function: ATP binding; ATP-dependent FeS chaperone activity; 4 iron, 4 sulfur cluster binding.
AUGGCACCUUCUCUCGAAGAAAGGCCAGAGGCUGUUCAAGAUGUUCUCUCAAAUCCUCUAAAAAACGCUCCCAAGCUUGUCGCCCCAGAACCCGAACAUUGUCCUGGUCCAGAAUCCGAAGCUGCAGGAAAGGCGGACUCUUGCGCUGGUUGUCCCAACCAAGCAAUUUGUGCAUCUGCGCCCAAAGGUCCCGAUCCAGAUAUCCCAGCUAUAACUGCACGUCUUGCAGGAAUCAAACAUAAAGUCUUAAUUCUAUCGGGAAAAGGUGGCGUGGGAAAAAGCACAUUCACCAGUUUACUUGCGCAUGCAUUCGCUACAAAUGAGGAUAAUACAGUGGGAAUCAUGGAUACCGAUAUUUGCGGGCCAAGCAUACCAAAGAUGAUGGGAGUAGAAACGGAGCAAAUACAUGUUAGCGGUGCUGGUUGGAGUCCAGUGUGGGUUAUGGAGAAUCUGGGUGUUAUGAGUGUACAAUUUAUGUUACCAAAUCGAGACGAUGCCGUGAUAUGGAGAGGACCAAAGAAAAAUGGAUUGAUAAAACAGUUUCUGAAGGAUGUGGAGUGGGGAGAGAUGGAUUUCUUAUUGGUGGACACACCUCCAGGAACAAGUGAUGAACAUUUGAGUGUGAACUCAUUUCUUAAGGAAAGUGGGGUGGAUGGAGCUUUAGUGGUUACAACACCACAGGAAGUUUCACUCUUAGAUGUUAGAAAGGAAAUUGACUUUUGUCGCAAGGCGGGAAUUAAGGUAUUAGGGAUCGUGGAGAAUAUGUCAGGAUUCGUCUGUCCGAAAUGCACACACGAAAGUCAAAUAUUCCAAGCUACAACUGGAGGCGCAAGAGCCUUGGCUAAAGAGAUGAAUAUCCCAUUCCUAGGAGCUGUACCACUAGACCCUCGAAUUGGGAUGUCGUGCGAUUAUGGUGAGAGCUUUUUCGAUGCAUGGCCUGAUAGUCCAGCCUGUGCUGCGUUGAAGACAGUUGUUAGAAGACUUGGUGAGGAGAUUGGACUAGAUCCUAAGAGCAUUCUACCUGAGGAUUGA